Molecule: messenger RNA, 2154 nt
Organism: Penicillium salamii
Lineage: Eukaryota; Fungi; Ascomycota; Eurotiomycetes; Eurotiales; Aspergillaceae
Source: the annotation of a GenBank genome assembly
AUGGCAGGCCCAGACAAGAAGAAGAGAGGCGGCAAGCCCAAAGGCGAAAAGGGCCCAGUGAUCACGGAUUCUCGUUUCGAGAAUAUCCAAACCGAUCCUCGCUACCGUCUUCCCAGCAAACGCCAGACUCAUGUCAAGCUCGAUAAGCGUUUCCAGCACAUGCUUGACGAUAAGGACUUCUCUCGCAACGCUGCUGUCGACCGCUACGGACGAAAGCUUGCCAAAGACGACACUAAGGAGAAAUUGAAGAAAUUCUACCAGGUGGAUGAAGACGAAGACGACGAAGACGACGAAGACGACGAGGCCGACGAUGACGAAGAGGUCAAGAAGGAAUUGAAACGCAUCAACAAGAGCUCCUAUGACCCCGCACGUGAUGGUGGUUUCGAGUCUUCUUCAUCUGAGGAGAGCUCCAGUGACGAAGAGGAGGAAGAAGAGGACGAGCUAGACGAAGAAGCACAAUUCCCCGACAAGCAGCAAUCCGAUGUGCCAAGCGGAGAAGUGACAAACCGCAUAGCAGUGGUCAAUCUCGAUUGGGAUAACAUUCGCGCGGAGGACCUGAUGACAGUUGUUUCCAGCUUCCUUCCACCUGCUGGGCGAGUGUUGAACGUCACAGUCUACCCCAGCGAAUUUGGCAGGGAGCGCAUGGAGCGGGAAGAGGUGGAAGGCCCUCCAAGGGAAAUCUUUGCAGGCGGCAAGAAGAGCAAGAAAAACAAGGAUGGCUUCGAAGAUGAGGAACUUGACUCUGACGAGGAAGAAGAAGAGAUCAAAAAGUCUAUAUUGAAGGGCGAUGAUGGCGAGGAGUUCAACUCUACGCAACUACGACGCUACCAACUUGAUCGUCUACGUUACUUCUAUGCCAUCGUCGAAUUCUCAUCGAAGGACGUCGCCAAGCAUGUUUACGACCUCAUUGACGGCGCCGAAUACCUUUCCAGUGCCAACUUCUUUGAUCUCCGCUUUGUUCCCGAUGAUACGGAUUUCUCCGAUGACAAGCCUCGGGACGAGUGCUCCCGCAUUCCCGAUGACUAUAAGCCCACCGAAUUUGUCACCGAUGCUCUGCAACACAGCAAAGUCAAGUUGACAUGGGACGCGGACGACAAAUCAAGGAAAGAGGCUCAAGCCCGUGCUUUCCGAGGCUCACAUGCAGACAUUGAUGAGAACGAUCUGAAAGCCUACAUCGGCAGCGAUAGCUCCGAUAAUGAGAGCGAAGAUGAUGAGGAAGGAGGAGUUGAAGUCAUCGACACCACUGGAGGAGAACCGUCGACCACAAAAAUGUCCAAGAAAGAAGCCGAGAGACAACGCAUGCGAGCACUGCUCGGAUUGAGCGCCGAGCCUACGCGCUCCAAGCCGGAUGCCCCUGUCGGUGAGAUGGAGGUCACAUUCACAUCGGGCUUGGCUGGUGGCCACGGCAAGGACAGCAUCUUUGAGAACGAACCAGAGAUUGAAGAAACCACUGUCGAAAAAUACGUGCGUAAGGAGCGCGAGCGCAAGAAGCGCCGCAAGGAAAAGCUCAAGGCCUCCAAGCGUGGUGAAGAGGAUCUGUCCGACAAAGAAGACGAAGCGGAAAGCGACGCCGGUCCAACCGAGGCGCCGCCGCAAGAGGAAGAAGAUGCUGGAUUCAACGAUCCCUUCUUCGAGGACCCUGAUGGAAAGGCCACAGCUGCCUCUCGGCGCAAGGAGGAAAGGCGCAAGAAGCGUGAGGAACGUGCUGCCGAGGAAGCUGCAUCAGCUGCUCAGCGGGCUGAACUGGAACUUCUCAUGGUGGAUGAUGAGAAGGCCUACAUCAAACACUUCGAUAUGAACGAGAUUGAAAAGGCCGAGAAGCAGGCCCGCAAGAAGGGCAAGGGCAAGAAGGGCAAGAAGCUAGAGGCUGCCCCUGCGGACGACUUCAAUGUCAACGUCAGCGAUCCUCGUUUCUCACGUUUGUACGACAGCCACGACUUUGCCAUUGAUCCUACCAACCCCCGAUUCAAGUCAACUUCCGGCAUGAAGGCUCUUCUGGACGAAGGCCGUAAGCGCCGACGGACUGGCGAUGAGGCUGAAACGGAGGCACCCGUUGAACGUCGGGACAGCAAGAAGAAGCAGAAGAAGGCCUCCAAGGAGUCCAACUCCGAGGAAUUGAAGCGACUGGUGGACAAGGUCAAACGCUCUCACUAA